AUGGGUUGUUGUGUGAGUUCUAGUCACAAAACCUCCACCUCGCCACUAAGAAAGUUCCGUGGUUCUCCACAACAUCUCACUCACCGAGAGAAACCUCUAGAAAGCAGCACAGAGGAAGAAAGUGAGACCGUGAAGCAAGUUCUCUUGGAAGCCCCGAAACGGAAUCCGACAACCUUUGCCAAACCAAAACCUCAAAAGCCACUCCAAUACAAGGUCAGAGAUGAACAGAGCAAAGUUCAGAAGAAGUCUUUGCCCAUUUAUAAAGCGGAAGAUCCCUCGGAUGAAGUUUGCAGCUUGAGCGAAACCGUGUCCACCACUACUUCAAUCACCGAGCAAGGACACGAAUCGCGCAAAAGGGUCGAUGUAUCUCAGGCCAAAUUGCUGAAAAAUCGUUCUUUUCCCGUUGAGAGAAGAGAGAGAACAGUGCAUGGUGCAAGGAACAAUGUUAGGUCUGUGAGGCUGGUUCAGUGCAGAGACCAAACGACUCAGAAAACGGGCAGCGGUGGAACACUUCGCCGGCGAGAUCCAGCCGAGAAAUCUUUCCGGCAGUCAAGGUCGCCGGCUACCGGAGGAUCUAGGUCCGUUGGGGGUCGAAACCCAUCUGUGAGAAAAACUAACCGUUGCCCGGCAAGGGUAAUAACAAGCACGGCGGGAAACAGUUGCCGGAGAAAGGAGAAUCAGGCGACGGCAAGGAAAUGGGUUUCUGGCGGCGAGUCUCUGGAGAAUCCACUUGUGUCAUUGGAAUGUUUCAUAUUUAUAUAG
Molecule: messenger RNA, 762 nt
Organism: Vigna radiata var. radiata (mung bean)
Lineage: Eukaryota; Viridiplantae; Streptophyta; Magnoliopsida; Fabales; Fabaceae
Exons: 1
Coding region: 1-762 (253 amino acids)
Source: RefSeq, a predicted model, not a curated record